Molecule: messenger RNA, 2925 nt
Organism: Closterium sp. Yama58-4
Lineage: Eukaryota; Viridiplantae; Streptophyta; Zygnematophyceae; Desmidiales; Closteriaceae
Source: the annotation of a GenBank genome assembly
AUGGCAUAUGACGCGGAUCAGGAGGCGUUACGCGGCGUCGCGUACAUGCCGUUGGAAAUCGAGGAUCCGCCGGAGCCGGCGAACAGUAGACGUGCGUCUGGCAGGGAAUCACGUCAUCGUUCUUCUACCCGAUUAGGGUUUCGUAGCAAACGUGACUAUAACGAGUUUCACGAAUUUCACGAGUUCCAAGCAACUCUGGACCAGGAGAGUCAAGCUGGUCCGCCUUCAGCAUCGGAAAGCCGUCUCCAGGCCUCGAACCUGCAUCACAGGCUCGGAGCUGCUGAGAUUGACGUACAUCCGAACCUGAACAGCAGGUUCGGUGCGGCCGAGCUUGACGUGCAGCUUGGCCCUCCGGACCUGACGGAGGAGGGAGCGAGAGAAGAAGUGGGCGAAGAUUGGCGAAGAGUUGGCGACGUGGACGGGUUCAUGCGAGGCGUGUACGAGUACUACUGCGGGCGAGGCUUCGUGUGCAUCGUCACCAGCUGGGUGGGGAGGGCAGCAGACGAGGGAGUAGCAGAAGGAAGGGUAGCAGAGGGGGGGUUGGCAGAAGGGAGGGUAGUGGAGGGUGGAGUAGCAGAGAGCGCAGCAGAGGCGGCGAUGCAUGAAGCGGAGGGGGCGGCAGAGGGCGCGUGCGACGUGCUGAAGCAUGCCAUAAGGGGGGACGUGUUUCGGCAUGUGACUGUGUGGGAGGUGACAGUAACGGCGUACCUGGCGCUGCUGUGCCUGUACUGGCUGCUCUGCUUCGCGCACUUCUUCCUCCGCCUCCCCGCGCUGCUGGAAACGCGCGCUCUCUUCCGCCACAGGUUGCGCCUGUCCGACCAUCAGCUACUCAUGACGCCCUGGCCCGCCGUGGUGGCGCGCCUGGUGCGCGCGUGGAAUGCCGAGGGCGCAGGGGAGAGGGAGGAGCUAGUGGGGGGGCGUGCAGGUGGGGGAGGGGAGGCGCGCAUGCGUGGGGAGGAGGAUUCCAGCGAGGACGAGGAGGAGGGGGAGCCAGUGCAGCAGGGGGGAGAGAGGCAUGGGAAGGGUCUGACAGCAGCAGAGUGGUUGGACUCAGGCGCAACAAGGGAAGGCGGAGCAGGGGAGGGAACUCCAGGGGGGAUUUCAGGAAUGGGAGUGGUGGGAGAGAGUGGAGGGGGAGGGGCAGGCGGGGUGGUGUGCGGAGGCAGGGCGCGGGUGGGGGGCCUGUCAGCAUACGAGGUGGCAGCGCGCAUCACACGGCGAGACAACUACCUGGUGGCGCUGGUGGACUCGCGCCUGCUCACUGUGCGCGUGCCUGCUGGGGGGGGAUCCAGAGGCUCGGGGAGCACGGGCGCUGCGCUCGCUGCUGCGCUGCUCACUGCUGUGGGGCCGCUGCUGUCCUUCCACGUGGUGCAUGAAAAGAGGCGGCGCAAGGGAGGGAGUGGCGGACUGGGGGAGGGGCGAGAGGAGGAGCGAGAGGAGGGGCGGGAGGGCCGGGAGGGGCGGGAGGAGGAGGGGUGUGUGCGGGUGACGGUGUUGAGCAAGACAUUGGAGUGGGUGGUGCACUGGUGUGUGCUGCACCCGCUGCUGGACCGCCACGGCCGCCUGCAGAAACACUUCCUCGACGACCCUGCAGCGCUGCGCCAGCGCUUCAUGCUCUCGGGGUGGGUGCUGGCGCUGCUGUCGCCGUUCGUGCUGCUCUUCGUGCUCUCCUUCUUCCUGCUGCGCAAGGCCCACCACCUCUACCACGAGCCCGCUGCUGCUGGCGUGCGCUCCUGGUCCAACCUCGCGCGCUGGAUGUUCAAGGAGUACAAUGAGGUGGACCAUCUGACUUCCCAGCGUCUGGAUGCGGCAUGCCCACGGGCGGACGAGUACCUGGCGCAGUUCCCCUCGCCGCUGCUCUCACUGGCCGCCAAGCUCCUCUCCUUCGUUGCUGGCUCCUUGGCUGCGCUGCUGCUCGCGCUGGCCCUUGCAGACGAGAAGCUGCUGGAGGCGCAGCUCUUUGGGCGCGGCCUGGUGUGGUACGCAGCUAUACUGGGCGCAGUGCUGGCAGCAGCACGGCCGGUGGCGCAGGCGGACAGGGCGGCGGGCAGUGUGGACCCCAAGGGCGCGCUGCUGCGGGCAGCACAGCACACGCACUUCCUGCCCAGCAGGUGGCGCAACAAGGCACACACACAGCGAGUCAGGGACGAGUUCCAGACGCUGUACCAGCUGAAGCCUCUGCUCUUUUUCGCGGACGUUUUCGCUAUCUUCAUCACGCCCUUCAUUCUCUGGUUCAUCCUACCCCAGGUACCGCCUCCCUCCGCCGCUCUCCCUUGCUCUUCCCCGCGCCUUUCCAUUCCUCUUGUCCAUCUGAACUCGUUUUUUCUGUCAGCUCCUUCUUAUGUUCUGCUCCCAUUUGCCCCAUCCGCCCACCUCCCCAUCCGCCCACCUCCCCAUCCGCCCACCUCUCCAUCCGCCCACCUCCCCAUCGGCCCACCGCCCCAUCCGCCCACCUGGCUGCCCUGCCAUCCCAUCCCACAGAGGGCGGACGCCAUUCUCUCCUUCCUGCGAAGCACCUCCACCUACCACGAGGGGCUGGGCCACGUGUGCUCCCACAGCGCGUUCCACUUGCAGGGAGAGCAGCAUGCCAGCAGCAGCAGGAAGAGCGGUGCUGGGAAUGCGACCAAGGGUGAUAGUGGCAGGAGUGGCAGUGGCGAAGGGGGAGGAGGCGGGAACGGUGGGGGUACGCGAGGAGGGGAGUGUGUGGAUCGACAUGGGGUGGGAGCGUGUGUAGGGACGGUGGGGGAUAUAGCUGUUGGAGUGGAGGGUGGGCAAGGACGCUGGGAGGGGAGGCGCAGAGGGGGGGUUGAUGGCGCGUUGUUGGCAGUGGGCAGCAGCAGUGAGAGCAAGGCGGAGGCUUCGUUUGCCAGGUGGGUGUGGUGGCUGCUCAUAAGGGAGGUUGAGGGUGCGCACUGCACUGGCUGA